AUCCCUCAUCUAAAGGGGGUACUGCUAAAGUCUAGUUGUCAUCAACAUAGCAAAUUUAUUAGUGAGAGGAGGAAUAUAUAUUUUAGAGAAAGAGGUCACAAGUCUGCAUUUAUCCAUGCAAAUUACUGCUUCCUGUGGAAGGAGGGGAGUGAUGAAAUUAUGAUGGCUUCUUUUGUAUGCAGGAGGAAUUAUGAGGGUUUUUGUUUCUUUGUGAGGAUGUUUUCCUCGCUGUCCGUCUUUGCCUAUUUUGGUGGGCUCAAGUUUCGAGCGCUUUGAUUGGUCAGUCCUCUACCUUUCUCCCUUGCAAGGAGAACGUUUUAUUGAAUGAAAAUAAUAAUAACAAGAGAGGAGCUCAGUACUAGCUUACAUCUCCAAUAACUCCAAGUCCACCUUCCUCCCCACCCGCAUCCUUCCUCAGCCCAUCAAUUCCCAUCCAUGACCGAAUCCGAAAGAAAGCUGCGAACUUGAACUAGGCCUUGGAAAGCUGCCUCUUUAUAUAUCCUCUCAGGUAGACUCCAAAACAAUCUUCUAAACACACUGGGAGAAAGAGAUUGAUGGAAACACCUUUUCCAUCUUUCCUACCAAGUCAUGGCUGUCUCCCUUCUCCUUUUUCUAUCUUCUUCUAAUUCCUCUUCUCCUCUUAAAUACUCUUAUCACGCAUCUUAAACCCCUCACUUGAUCUGACCCAAGUCACCAUAAAUCAGCAACAUUAACCAUCAAAUUAAGAAUCAACACCCAUCAAUCCAUGCUCGUCUCUCCCUCGCCGGUUCCACCGGCCGCAACCUCCUUACCUGCCCCUCCCAAUGCCAGCUCCGCUACCAAGCGAAAGCGCCGCCCCGCAGGCACUCCUGGUAAACCCGGAGGCGGAGGUGGUCUCGCUCUCUCCGCGAACACUCCUGGAAUCAGACCGGUACGUGUGCGAGAUCUGCAACCAAGGAUUUCAGCGAGACCAGAACCUUCAGAUGCACAGGCGCCGUCACAAGGUUCCGUGGAAGCUGCUUAAGCGCGAGAGCGGCUCGGAGACCCGCAAGCGGGUCUUCGUGUGCCCCGAGCCUUCCUGCCUCCACCAUGACCCCUCCCACGCCUUGGGUGAUCUCGUCGGCAUCAAGAAGCAUUUCCGCCGCAAGCACUCCGCGCACAAGCAGUGGGCCUGCGCUCGCUGCACCAAGGCCUACGCCGUCCAUUCCGAUUACAAAGCCCAUCUCAAGACUUGCGGCACCCGCGGUCACUCCUGCGACUGCGGUCGCGUCUUCUCCCGGGUGGAGAGCUUCAUUGAGCACCAGGAUACGUGUAAUGCCGGCCGGGCUCGGCAGCCAUGUCUGUCGCUUUCUGCGUCUAGCCAGAGCCCAUCAAGUGAUCAGACAGUUUUUAUACCUCCAUCCGCCGUGCUUCCCACCUCAUCGCCGUCUUCUGCGGCGAUGUGGCCGGUUUUUAGAUGUCCGAACACAGCCAGGACCGCCUCCUUCUUCCUUCAACCCGACCACUACUCACCAUCUUCGUCUUCUCACGCCCUUCGUCGGCCACCCAACAUCGAGCUCCAGCUCCUUCCUGCAGAACCAGGGAUCCCCGCCUCCACCCCAUCUCCCUCCUCCGAUGACACCCGCGCAGCGAAAUUGGAGCUCACCAUUGGCUCCUCAAGGGUAAAGGAUGAGAGGGAAAUGGCAGAAGAGGCGCGGCAAGAGGCUAAGCGGCAGAUGGAGCUCGCCAAUCAGGAGUUUGCGAAUGCGAAGCGGAUCAGGCAACAGGCGCAGCUAGAGCUUAACAAGGCGUUGGCACUAAGAGACCGCGCCGCCAAGAAAAUACAUUCCAUCUUACUGGAAAUCACCUGCCUCUCUUGCAAGCAGCAAUUUCACUCCAAGGCGACGGCGGCGCAGAUGCUUUUAAGUGAUGACUACUCAUUAGCGGCGAGUUACAUUUCCUCGGUUAUGAUUGAAAGAGAGGGAGACGAAGAAAACCUUGAUCAUGAACAUUAGCUCAGAGGUCCAGUUAAAUCGCAUUGCUGCAAAUUAAUGCUUCUCAAUAUUAUUAGUAAUGCGAGCAUAUCUAGCUAUAUAUAUAUUUAUAUUGUGUGGGGUUUCCAAUUUUAUUUA
Messenger RNA from Phalaenopsis equestris, 2090 nucleotides. Its product is annotated as protein indeterminate-domain 16-like. Gene Ontology annotation, molecular function: DNA-binding transcription factor activity. NCBI's taxonomy places the organism in Eukaryota, Viridiplantae, Streptophyta, Magnoliopsida, Asparagales, Orchidaceae. The transcript has 3 exons. Bases 804 to 1973 code for a protein of 389 amino acids. The record is from RefSeq and is a predicted model, not a curated record. Gene Ontology annotation, cellular component: nucleus.